UCCCGCAGGGGUGGGGGUGGAGGUGGCGGCCUCUCAACCCAGCGCGCGUCCGGCGUCCCAUCCACCUCUCCCCACCCCACGCGCGCUCCUCACGUGCUGAGCAGUAACCCGGAGUUAGAAGGAAACUAGACCCCGCCCCUUCUUUUUUUCCCUUCUCCUCCCUGUCUCCCGCUGCUGCUUCGGAGGAGGGAGGGGGGCUGCAGCGAAGCGUGUUUGCGCCCCUGCCCCCAAAGGCUGCAAAAGCGGCGCCUCUGGUUCCAAGGGCGGCGGGGGAUGGCGGCCGCUUUGGAGCUGCUCUUGCGGGACGAGGUGGCAGCCGGCGCGGUGGUGCGGUGGCUGAAGUCAAGCCAGAGCUGCGCCGAAGAGGACUCUCCAAUUCACCCCAAACUUGUUGCCCUUAAUUUGCUUCAAAAAGACUUUGUUCCUUUUUUGCUGAACUACCUCAGGGAACAGACCAGUCAGAUAUUGACCCAUGGACCAUCUACUCCUGCUAAAAUUCCAAAUUCCAAGAACUUGAGAAAUUCUAGUAGCUAUAGGAACCAAAGGACCGGAUCUGAAAAAAAGUUCCAGAAUAGUAGCUGUCGUGGACAACUUUUCUUUGAUAGAGUUCCUACUGGCUUGCAGUCUCCAAAUACCAGUAUUUCUGCUUCAGAAUUGCAUGGAUCUUCAGUUGUUAAUGGGUCAAGUGAACUGAAUUCCAGUAGUGAUCUCUUAAAUGCGGAUCUCAGCAGUAGCCCAAGUGUGGGUUCGAGCCCUAUUUUUUCUCGCAGUGAGAGACGAUCUGCUCAGAAAACAAACUUGGGGAGUUUUCUUGUUGCUGCUCCAAUAAGGCGAAGCAGAAGAAAAGGGAGCAAUUGUACAAGUGGUUCUAGUCGGUCAAUGGGACAUGAUGUAGGAAGAAACACAAAUGAUGAAGUAAAAAGUGAAAGCUCCUCAUUUUCUUCAUUGAGACAGAAGAAACCGAGUGAAAUGAAUCUUGUCUCCACUUCUUCACCAUCUGACCAGCUUAACUUACAUGAUUUGGAGGAGUUUCCACCCAUGAGUGCUGCUGGAAAAAUAAACAAAACCAAACCAUCAAGAAGAAUAAAUCCUACUCCUGUGAGUACUGAGAGAACUCUGUCCAAGCCCAAAAUGUGCUUCACUUCUACACCUGUUGGCAACUCUCAAGUUCAGUCUGGAGUAAGUUCUGAGAACCUUACUGAUUCUCAGGAAAUGAAUUUAACUUCUAUUACGGGAAGCCUUCAGGAAGAAAGAGAGAUGUUGAAGAAAGAAAGAUCUAAAUUAUUGCAUCACACGUCUUCCUCUAUAAGUUUAUCCCUGGAUUCUGGCACACCCACCAAAUCUAAUGUUGGUUGGAAUGUAUAUAUUCAAACUGAAAACCAGUCGGUAGCCUCAGCUGAUGUCAACAAAGUGACUUACAGAAAACAGCUGGAACACCUAGCUGAGCUUUAUUCCAUUUGCAUAGCAGAAAACCUCGUGCCAAAUAUCUUUUCAGAACUUUUCUUUGUAUUGCAGCUGCUAACAGCAAAGGGAACUUCCUUUGCAGAAGAUAGGGAGAGUGACAUGGGAUUUAUGGAACAGAAUACAGAUUUGAUUGAGAGGCAGCAUUUUCACAGUAUACACAACUGUGUUUACUUUGCUGUGCAAGUUUUGGAUUAUCAGUUUGAAAUUGUUUCUCAUUUAGAGAAAGGGACCCUGAAGCUCCUGGCUGAGAAUGACAGAAUUGCAUCUUUUUCCCUUGGCUUGCAUGAGAGGCUAAUGGCAGCCUAUGAAAACACAACAGCAACGGUUUACCUCUGGUUGCCUUCAUGUGUGCAGUCAGUUUCUUUUCAACCAGAAACUGACAAUCGAUCUAACUUUUCCAGUGAUAAGGCAUUUCAUAUAUUCAAGAAGCAAAGAGAUAUUUUCUAUGAAUUGCUGCGAGAAUGGGAAGAUAACUUCGAAAAAACAGGUUGGGAUUUUGAGAAAUGUCUAGGAGAUAGGAUCAGAGUUAUGAUGGCACAUCUUUCAGCAGCUUGUAACUAUAGUCACUUUGCCCGGCUCUUUCAGAAACAGCUUCUUCAGAUGUGUAAAGGAUCAGUUGUUGGAGGCACAAAUUGGGGAGAUACUCCAGACCAGGAUGUCCUUAACAUGUUAGGUCCAGAUAAUCUGAACCGACUGAAGAGGCUGCAAGAGAGAUUUCUUGUUCCUCAGAGCAUCAGAGGACCUUGUCCUCCUCCUUCUUUCCCAGGAUGCCAACAGUUUUUCAGGGACUUCAUCCUCAGUGCAGGGAGCUACCGAUUUAAUCAACACCUGGUAGACAGUUUGUGCCUGCAGAUACUUGAGUUGGACAGUUUUGCCUUGGUGGAACAUGAACCCAAUGAUGGAGAAGCAAUGAGCGAACAGGAUGAAAAGAAGCAUUUUGCCAGCGUUCUUAUGAGUCUUCGACUCCUGGCUAAGUUUGUGGGAUUCCUUGUCUUUCUGCCGUAUCGCACAUCAGAGCCAGCAACUGGAGAUCUCUUGGAGUCAGCAAUCACAUUAAGGAACCAUGCCCAUCCUGUGUUGGAUAUUUUCAAGUUGUUGAGACAGUCCAUUCAGAAACGAUGUCUGGUCCUGACUGUACCCUGGGUGGUUGAAUUUCUUUCUCUCAUGGAUUAUAUUGCCCCAUUUCUUAACUACUAUGAGAAAAUAUUUGCUCUGCUAUUGCAGCUCUAUAGGUACCUGCUACUUUCUGAAGAUAAAAAGAUGUGCUUCCUGAAUAAGCUACUGAUCCUCGCAGUUUUAGGAUGGCUUUUUCAAGUGCCGACAGUUCCAGAAAACUUGUUCUUUGCUGGUGAAGUGAGAUCGGAAGAAUUGUCUUUGGAAUCUGCGACCACAGUUCAGGAUCUGGAUUCUGUGCCGUUGGUUGAUCAACAGUUGCUUUAUACAUGUUGUCCUUACCUUGGUGAGUUGAGGAAAUUACUGUCUUCUUUUGUGUUGGGAAGUGGAGGAAAAAACGGUGGCUAUAUAAGAAAAAUAACCCCAACUGCUACAGAGGUCUUAGCUCCAAAGCCUUCCCUCACUCAGCAAAAACUUCAGGCAGAUCUGGAACAAGCCUUCUUUCACAAUCAGUCCCCAUCUCUGCGGAGAACAGUAGAAUUUGUGGCAGAGAGAAUUGGAUCAAAUUGUGUCAAGCAUAUCAAGGCAACCCUGGUAGCAGAGCUGGUGAAAAGAGCUGAAGUCAUUUUGCAAGAUGCUAUGAAGGCAGAAGAUGGCAAUCACGACAAAUUAUUGGAUGCAGUAUGUUCGCAAUUGUAUCAAGAAGGAGCACAAGCUCUUAUACAAGGCAAAGAAUUUUGUAGGAAGAAGGCCCCUGAAGCUGUGAAAAUCCUGCUGCCAGAAGAGACCUCUGCAGCUGUUUUGAACUGUGCAGCAAAUAUUGCAGUGGGAUUGGCUAUCGAGAAGGCCUGCAGUUGGCUUUCUACAAAUAUUUCAGCCCUGAUCAAAAGAGAAGUAAAAGCUACCUUCAGUCGCAUGCUAAAAGUUCAGAUGCUUUCCCAGUCCAGUGCCAAUGAAAUUACACUGAGGAAGAAGGACUGCCCUCCAAGCUGCCACCAUCAAACAGCAUUCCCUUCCCAGAUAAUCAGUGAAAUCAAGGAUCUACUCUGUGUUGCUAUAGGCCCAAGAGAAGAAGAUGAAGAAAUCCAGUUUGCUGACUUGGAAAGCUUGUUGGGAAGGGUGAGCCAGACACUUCAGUGCAGAAAGUUCAUCUGCCCAGCAUCAGAGCAACAGCUGGCUAAGUGCACCAUUGAGCUGGCAUCACUGCUAGUUUCAGAUUGUGUUCCAAUCCAGGAGCCGAACUUUACAUCUCCCAAAAUGCCAGAACAGCAGCAAUCAAAGUACCACCUCAUCUCCAGUCUCCUGGAAUCUCUUCUGUCCAUCUGGAAAGAUAAUUUUCAGGCACCAGUACCAUUACACCUGAUGUUCACUCAAAAAAACAUCGCCUACCUUGCAGGCAGCAAAGAUCAUGAGUGGGGCUUGUUUUUAUUCAUGCUUCAUGGCCUUGUUGAGCAUGGGCUGAUGACAAGUACAGAGAUAGAGCACAGUUUGCAUGACCUCCAGAAGCAAACGUGGCCUUUGGACUUUUCCAAGGAAUUAGAAGCCGUGUUAAAAAUAUUCAUUUCCAAAACUCACACUACAGAGCCAAAGACUUUUGCUUGUGAUUUAGGAUCGCAGCCAAGAGAAACAGUUGCAGCCCAAAGUUAGCUGAAUUGCCAUGUUUAAAAAUUAUUGGGGUUGCAUAUAAAUGCCUUGACAAAAUUGCACUCAGAAUUAGUAUGGAUCUUGUCCUCAAAGAUGAUGUCUCUCCAGUGCACUGUGUUGGAGGACAAGGAAAAAGCCAAGUCGAGCACCUUAAUUAGAACUGCAGGAACAAAACUCCUUUUGUAUAGAAAUGUGUGGCUUCCAAAUUCCAGAAUCUUUACAGAUGGGUGAAACACACUGAAGGGAUCCGUUUCUAACACGAAGGAGAUUCUUACCUUGCAGUGAAUCCCAUUGAACCAUUGACGAGUAAAACUACAUGUAAGCUUCGUAUUUAAUCGGGUAUUUAAUGGAUGCUCAUACUUGAUUUUUUUCAGUUGAACUUCGUCUGGAAAUAUAAUCAUUGCUAUGAGAGCACUAAUAUUGGCUUAAUUUUUUUUUUAAAGGGUGCCUGCUCUUGUCACAUUUUGUAUUUGUGAUUUUUUAAUGCAGAGAAAAAUAGUUUUAUGAGGAAUAUUGUUUUUAAUGAUGCCACCAUUUAAUUACUGAAAUAGUUGCUUUUAAAAAUAUUUAUAUAGAAGACGGCUCUACAAUCUUGCCAAUGGAAAAGGCUGAGAAAAGGAUUGACCUAACUUUACUUUGAUAUGAGACUUAAUUUCCUAUGGAGUGUAUCUCUUCCUUUCUCUUUUUCUUGCACUAUAGUAAUGUAGUUUUCUUCUGGAAACCUGCUUGUUUUAUUAUUAAAGAUAAUGGGUGAAAUUA
Molecule: messenger RNA, 4980 nt
Organism: Thamnophis elegans (Western terrestrial garter snake)
Lineage: Eukaryota; Metazoa; Chordata; Lepidosauria; Squamata; Natricidae
Gene: CDAN1
Product: codanin 1
Exons: 28
Coding region: 274-4224 (1316 amino acids)
Biological process (GO): chromatin organization
Cellular component (GO): nucleus
Source: RefSeq, a predicted model, not a curated record